This is a messenger RNA of Letharia lupina, 264 nucleotides long. RefSeq lists its product as uncharacterized. The transcript is spliced from 2 exons. Bases 1 to 264 code for a protein of 87 amino acids. The record is from RefSeq and is a predicted model, not a curated record. Lineage: Eukaryota; Fungi; Ascomycota; Lecanoromycetes; Lecanorales; Parmeliaceae.
AUGACUUCUUUGAGUCAUAGGCCUCUAGUGGAUGCCGCAAACCAAGCUGAACCAGCAAACGAUGGCGAAUCUUACUGGGGGAUUGCUACAGAAGAAUCAAACCUAGGCGACGAGGAUACGCACGUGCUUGAGAGGCUCUUACGCAAGUGGGAGGUGGAAGGGGACGAAUAUGUGGCCUCUAAGAGAACGAGCGUGGAGAUGAAGCCGCAUGAUAGAGAGAAUGCUGGGACUCAGCAGAGACUUACCAAGAACAGCAAAGGAUGA